This is a messenger RNA of Anopheles maculipalpis, 575 nucleotides long. RefSeq names its product mpv17-like protein 2. The record is from RefSeq and is a predicted model, not a curated record. Gene Ontology annotation, cellular component: membrane; cytoplasm. The transcript has 2 exons. Bases 3 to 575 code for a protein of 190 amino acids. Gene Ontology annotation, biological process: mitochondrial ribosome assembly. Lineage: Eukaryota; Metazoa; Arthropoda; Insecta; Diptera; Culicidae.
CAAUGCGAAGAAUUUGGAAGUUGCUUUUCGGACGUUAUCUUUUAGUUACCAACACAGUUAGUUCCGGUGUGUUAAUGUUGGCUGGCGAUAUGGCAGCGCAGGAAAUUGAAAACAGAAUUAAUAAUAAAACAGCAUCUACAGGGCGCGACUGGAAACGGAUGUCCAAUAUGACACUGGUCGGUCUAUCUCAAGGGCCUUUGCAUCACUAUCUGUACAAGUGGAUGGACGUAUUUCUUCCCGGGGCUUCGGUGCGGACAGUGUUAAAAAAAAUUGCCAUCGACCAAUUUGCCAUAUCUCCCAUUUUUAUCAUCACCUACUUAUACAGCGCUGGUUUACUGGAAGGUGCAACCAUUACAGAGUGUACCGCCGAACUACAGCACAAGUACUGGACUAUCUACACAGCAGAUUGGCUUGUUUGGCCACCGACGCAGUUUAUCAAUUUCUAUCUAAUCACUCCAAAAUAUCGUGUCCUGUACAUUAAUGUCAUCACCAUGCUGUAUAAUGUGUUUCUUUGUUACAUUAAGCACAACAACGAUUUGAUUUUGCCAGUAACAGGCAAAGCACCAGUGGAUUAA